CUCCUCCGCCCGCUCCCACCUGCUCUCCGACCCCAGCCUGCUGCCUGCGCUGGCCGCCUGCCUGGCCCCGCAGCAGGACCCCCGGGUGGCGGCGGCGGGGCUGCAGUGGCUGGCGCGGCUGCUGCUGCACCCCGCAUUCCUGCAGGAGAAGCUGCAGGGUCCCGCAGUCAAUGAGUUCCUAGCUCGAAUCCUGCAGCUGCUGCAGCUGCUGCCGCCCGCCGCCGCCUCCCCCGCGGUGGGCGCACUCACGCCCUCCCGCGCCGCCUCCCUCGCGGCCCUCAAUGCAAGCCUGGGCAGGCCGGCACAGGGGGGCGGUGGAGGCGGAGGGGGAGGGGGAGGUAGCGGCGCGGUGGCAGGACUGAACAGCAGCCUCCGGGGCAAUGGCGGCGCCGGUGGUGCAGGCGGUGGAGGCAGCAGGCUGCUGCAGGGGGCGGCAUCCGUCGGCUCAGAGGCGGCAGCUGGCCUGAACAGCAGCAUCAGCAUCAGCGGCGGAGGCGGAGGUGGCGGCGGAGGUGGCAGCUUGAACAACAGUCUACGGAGCGGCAACGGCAACACUCGCGGUGCCGCCGCUGCCACCGCCGCCGGAGGCAGCCCCAUGGUCAUCAGUGCCUCCCAGCUGCUGACGUCACCGCAGCAGGCCCCCCCAUGCGACCUAGCCGCGGGCGACCCCGCCGUGGUGGCCGCAGCCGCGGUGGCGCUGCAGCGGCUGGCGGCCUGCAGCGCGCCCAUCCGCGGCCAGCUGGUUGCCGUACCGGGCCUCCUGGGGGCGGUUGUACGGCAGGUGCAGGGGCUGCUGGAGCAGCUGGCGGCGGAUGGCUACCUGCUCCCCGCCGUCACCGCCACCCGCCUCUCCGCCCUCCUCGCCCUCCUCUGCGUGCUCGUGGAGACAAGCGACCUGCCGCCGACCCACGGGUCGCACAGCCCCUCCCACGCCACCACCUCCACCGGCGCGUCCAGCCUCCUCCCGACCGCCCCCACCGCCAUUCCCCUCCGCAUGCUGCAACGCAAGCUUAGUUCCAUGAGCCUCAUGGGCAGCAACACUGCCUGCACCCACACCUACACCCACACCAGCAGCACGGGUAGCGGCACCGGCAGCGGCAGCAGCGGCCUCAUGCGCUUCCUCCGACCUACGGACGACGGUGCAGGAGCAACGGUUGGUGGGGAUUCCGGCGUAGCAGCAGCCGGCGGUAACGGUUGCAGUAACGGCAGCGGCGGUACGGAUGCUUUGCAGCAGUUGCUGGACUCGCCGCUGUGCGUGGAGGUGCUGUGUGAGGCGAUCGACGCCAUGCAAGCGGUGGUGGAGGCGGAGGAGCGGGCAG
Molecule: messenger RNA, 1319 nt
Organism: Astrephomene gubernaculifera
Lineage: Eukaryota; Viridiplantae; Chlorophyta; Chlorophyceae; Chlamydomonadales; Astrephomenaceae
Source: the annotation of a GenBank genome assembly